Arvicola amphibius (Eurasian water vole) is the source of this 3914-nucleotide messenger RNA. It is a transcript of the gene Ulk4, whose product is annotated as unc-51 like kinase 4. Gene Ontology annotation, molecular function: protein kinase activity; ATP binding. The record is from RefSeq and is a predicted model, not a curated record. Gene Ontology annotation, biological process: protein phosphorylation. NCBI's taxonomy places the organism in Eukaryota, Metazoa, Chordata, Mammalia, Rodentia, Cricetidae. Bases 1 to 3825 code for a protein of 1274 amino acids. The transcript is spliced from 36 exons.
AUGGAAAACUUCAUCCUGUAUGAGGAGAUUGGCAGAGGAAGCAAGACCGUUGUGUAUAAGGGACGUCGGAAGGGGACAAUCAAUUUCGUGGCCAUUCUUUGUACUGAAAAGUGCAAACGGCCUGAGAUAACCAACUGGGUCCGUCUCACCCACGAAAUCAAACACAAGAACAUUGUGACUUUUCAUGAAUGGUACGAGACCAGCAAUCAUCUCUGGAUGGUGGUGGAGCUGUGCACAGGUGGUUCUUUAGAAACUGUGAUUGCUCAGGACGAGAACCUCCCAGAAGAUGUCGUGAGAGAGUUUGGGGUGGACCUGGUCAUGGGGCUGCACCAUCUCCACAGGCUUGGCAUCCUCUUUUGUGACCUUACUCCUGGGAAGAUACUCUUGGAAGGGCCUGGGACACUGAAGUUCAGCAAUUUCUGCCUGGCAAAGGUGGAGGGAGAGAGUCUGGAGGAGUUCUUUGCCUUGGUGGCGGCAGAAGAAGGAGGUGGUGACAGUGUGGAAAACACACUGAGGAAAAGCACGAGAAACCGAGUCAGAGGCUCUCCAAUAUACGCGGCACCAGAAAUCAUAAAGGGAACCGACUUUUCCGUCACCAGUGACCUCUGGUCUUUGGGCUGUCUGCUUUAUGAAAUGUUCUCAGGCAAACCCCCGUUCUUCUCAGAAACCAUGUCAGAAUUAAUUGAGAAGAUUCUGUAUGAAGACCCGUUGCCGCCGGUCCCAAAGGACUCGUCCUUCCCCAAAGCAUCUUCAGAGUUCGUUGAUCUGCUGAGUGGACUCCUGCAGAAGGAUCCACAGAAAAGGUUGUCGUGGGAGGGAGUCCUGCAGCACGCCUUCUGGAAGGAUGCCCUGCAGAGAGAGGACGCCGACUUGGCCUCUGAGGACCGCAGCUUCAGUAGAAAUGUCACGGAAUGUUCUGGGCCACAUGAUUCCAGGGAGCUUUCUCAGAGCCCUCAGAACGGACAGGCGAAAGGGCAGGAGGGAGCUCAUCGGCUCAGCCAGUCUUUCCAGCUAGACAACGCGACUGAGCUGAGGCCCAAGAGUACCACAGGGGGCCAGCUGAAUGAAUCCAUAUUCCUCCUCAGCUCACGGCCCACUCCAAGGACUAGUGCCAUGGUGGAGUUAAGUCCCGGAGAGGGUGAGGAUGCCAGCUCGCCACAGACCUCUCCUUUGUCCAAGGUGACCCGUGGGCAUCUGAGCCAGGGAGCCCUGGAGUUCCAGAUGAGGGAGCUGAUUUACACGGACUCGGAUCUUGUGACCACUCCAAUUAUCGACAACCCCAAGAUAAUGAAACAACCUGCAAUCAAGUUUGAUCCAAAAAUCUUGCACCUACCGGCUUAUUCUGUGGAUAAGUUGCUGGUCUUGAAGGACCAGGACUGGAACGCCUUCCUGCAGCAGGUGUGCUCCCAGAUCGACUGCAGCGAGAAGAGCGCAGGGGCGGCGCGAGCCAAGCUGAGCCUCCUGUGCUAUCUUUGCGUGGUGGCUGCUCACAGGGAGGUGGCCACCAGGCUGCUCCACUCCCCACUGUUCCAGUUGUUAAUCCAGCAUUUGCGAAUAGCUCCAAACUGGGAUAUACGGUCCAAGGUUGCUCGCGUGAUUGGCUUGCUGGCCUUACACACCACAGAACUUCAGGAAAAUGUGCCGGUUAUCGAGGCGAUCACACUCUUAACAGAAUUAAUCCGGGAGAAUUUCAGGAGCAGCAAGCUGAAGCAGUGCCUCCUGCCCACGCUCGGGCAGCUCAUCUACCUCGUUGCCACCCAGGAAGAAAAGAACCAGCACCCCAGGGACUGCUGGACUGUGCCCUUGGCUGCGCACACUGUGCUGAUGAGGUGCCUGCGGGAAGGGGAAGAGCGUGUUGUCAAUCACAUGGCGGCCAAGAUUAUCGAGAAUGUUUGCACAACAUUUUCUGCCCAGGCGCAAGGCUUCAUCACUGGGGAAGUCGGGCCUGUCCUGUGGCACUUGUUCAGACACUCCACCGUGGACUCUCUGAGGAUAACGGCCAUAUCGGCCCUGUGCAGAAUCACACGCCAGUCUCCCACAGCCUUCCAGAACGUCAUUGAGAAGGUGGGGCUCAAUGCUGUCAUCGGCGCCCUGGCCUCUGCCAUCUGCAAAGUGCAGCAGUACAUGCUGACGCUGUUCGCGGCCAUGCUGUCCUGUGGGAUUCACCUGCAGCGGUUGAUCCAAGAAAAGGACUUCGUGUCUACGAUAAUCCGUUUGCUGGACAGUCCGUCCACUGCCAUCCGAGCCAAAGCCGUCCUGGUGCUGCUUUACAUCCUGAUCUACAACCGGGACAUGCUGCUGCUGAGCUGCCAAGCGAGGCUGGUGAUGUACAUCGAGAGAGACAGCAGAAAGACCUCCCCAGGCAAGGAGCUACAGGGUGGGAGCGAGUAUCUGGCCAGGUGCCUGGAUCUCCUCAUCCAGCACAUGGUACAGGAGCCGCCGCGGAUCCUAGGCGACAUUAUCAAUGCCUUGGUCAAUGUGUCCGGCCGAAAGCACCCAUCAACGGUCCAGGGGAAGCAGCUGAAGAUGUGUCUCCCCAUGAUGCCCGUGGUGCUCCAUCUGGUCAUGUCUCAGGUUUUCCGGCCUCAGGUGGUGACGGAAGAAUUCCUCUUCAGCUAUGGGACGAUUCUUAGUCACAUUAAGUCAGUUGACUCGGGAGAAACGAACAUAGAUGGAGCCAUAGGGAUGGUGGCUUCAGAGGAGUUUAUCAAGAUCACCUUGUCUGCCUUCGAAGCAGUGAUACAGUACCCCGCUCUGCUGGCCGACUACCGCUCUACGGUCAUCGAUUACAUCCUGCCACCCUUGGUCUCCUUGGUUCAAAGCCAGAAUGUGGAGUGGAGACUCUUCAGCUUGCGGCUGCUCUCUGAGACCACGGCCCUACUGGUGCACCAGGAGCCGGAGGAUGGCGAGGACGAGGCCGGCUGUGAUCCCGACAGCAAUCUUCUGGCGCUCUUCAGAGACGAGCUGCUCCCCCAGUAUGAGCACAUCCUCAUGGAGCCUGACCCAGUUCCCGCCUAUGCUCUGAAGCUGCUCGUUGCCAUGACGGAACACAACACAGCUUUCACCAGGCUUGUGGAGGAAAGCAAACUGGUCCCGCUCAUUUUUGAAGUGAUUCUGGAGCAUCAGGAGAGCAUUCUGGGUAAUACCAUGCAGAGUGUGAUUGCGUUGCUCAACAAUCUGGUUGCAUACAAAGGCUUAAACAUGCAGCUGCUUUAUAAACAGGGACUCGUUGGUCACGUCUGUAACAUGUUCACAGUAACUGCCACACUGUGCUUAGACGGGAACAAUAAAAAUGACACAGAGCCGGCAGCCACACUGCUGGCCUCGCUGCUCGACAUCCUGCUGGGAAUGCUGACGCACACAUCUAGAGUUGUCCGGCAGGCUCUGCAGGCCCAGAAGUCAGGCUCCAGAGGGGACACACAGGCUGCAGAGGACCUGCUGCUGCUCAGCAAACCACUCACAGACCUCAUCAGCCUGCUUAUCCCAUUGCUUCCCAGCGAGGACCCUGAGAUCUCCGAGGUGUCAUCCAGGUGCCUGUCCAUCCUAGUGCAGCUGUAUGGAGGAGAGAACCCCGACGGCCUGUCCCCAGAAAACCUGGAGACCUUUGCCAACCUCCUGGGGACCAAGGAGGACCCGAAGGACCAGAAGCUUCUGCUGAGGAUCCUCAGGAGGAUGGUCACCUCCAAUGAGAAGCACCUGGAGAGCAUCAGGAACACUGGCAACCUUCUGCAGGCCCUGAGGCGCCUGGCUCCAGCUCACAGCUCGCCUGUUGACACUACUGUGGCUUCCUUGGCCCUAGAACUCCUCCAGGCUGUUGGGCACUAGACAAGGCUGCCCAAGGGCUCAUGGUCAGCUGCACCGUGAGGUCAGAUCCCACACAUUUCUCCUUCCCACCAGCCUCAAGUGGAGCUAAU